AUGCCAGCCUUAAAGGACAAUAUGCAGAUCGUUUUAAGUUACGUUUCCCAGGUAUUUUCUGUCGCUUCGUUGGGUUGUUUUUACGAUUGUGACGUAGAUCUUGUCUUUCUACUGUAUAGCGUUGCGGACUCGCUUCUCGACGCAAUCCUGAGACCUAAUGUACCACAAAUAGUAUGUUUUUCCAUAUAUCAGGAGCAGAUUCAAAGUUGUAAACAGAUGAAUUUACAUCCUGAAAUACAAAGUCUGGUCCAAAGAGAGUCCACAACUUAUCUUAUCUUACACAAAGUUCUGACAAAUACACCAGCACUGGUGUUAGGAUUGUUCUGUGGAGCGUGGAGUGAUAAAUAUGGCCGUAGGCUUCCAAUGGCAUUGCCUAGUUUUGGAACCACCUUUGCUGUAUUGCUAUACAUGGCUGCAAACAUGACAUCUAAAGGAUCUAUUGACUUUUUCUUAUGUGGAUCUUUUGUUCAUGGCUGUUUUGGGAAGACUGCAAUGAUAAAUAUGGCUGUUAACAGCUAUAUUGUUGAUGUUACAACAACAGAUAAACGUACAAAAAAGCUCGGAAUCUUGGCAGCUAUGCAAUUUUUGGGUAUGUUUGUGGGAUCUCUGAUUGGAGGUCUGUUGGUAGAUUUAACAUCAGUGUUAACGUCCUAUUGCAUUGUUUCAGCAAUAAGCUCUAUCGUAGUCACAAUGACAUUGUUAUUCCUCCGAGAAACUAUAAAGGUAGAUAACGAAGAAAAUUUAUCUCCGUACAAAUCCUUUUUCCGUUGCAAAAAUGUACAAGAAUCAUUUAAGGUCUUAACAAAAAAUAGAGACGGAAAACUACGAACAUGUAUAUUUAGUUUAUUUCUUAUCAUUUUGCUACAUCAAACAUGCAGAACUGGCCUAACAGACGUAACUCUGUUGUACACCGAGAAGUCCCCUCUUAGUUGGCCGACAUCUUGGUUUGGGUACCUUUCAGCAGCUGACAACGCCGCCAUGGGAAUUAUUUUGUUGGUACUUCUCCCGCUUUUGUCUAGUGUUGUGAAAUUGAACGAUGCCACAAUAAGCAUGAUUGGGUUAUCCUGUGCGUGUGCGAGGUUUGUGAUUAUGACCUGGAGCAAGAAGACAUGGAUGGUCUGGUUGUCGGUGAUUAUUGGAAGUAUUGGUGGAGUCAUAAACUCGCCUGUUCGGUCUCUACUGAGCAAAAUGGUCCACGAAGAUGAAGUUGGUAAAAUGUUUUCUUUGCUUGGAAGUGGAGAGACUAUUGCCAAAUUCUGUGCGGCAUUUUUUACGUAUCUGUAUGGCUAUACUCUUGAUAUUUUCCCUGGAUUCCCAUUCAUUUUGGCAGCUGUUUUAUACUUGAUAAUGAUGGGCAUCAUACUUGCAGUCAACUUUUAUUCAAGAGAAUCGGAUAAUGAUAACUCUGGAAUGCCACAAGAAGAACCAAAUCUAGAACUGAAUCGCAUUAACUGUAAUGAUACAGUUGUCUUGUAUAAUGAUGUGGAAUGAGAGGACAUUUGGUGUGACUCUUGUCAUGAGAACUCUCAGCAACAAUUACGCAAACUAAAUCAUAUCAUAACCGUUUAACAUUCCAUAUGUAUUCGAAUAAUAGCGAAUAGUCAGUGUAGAAAUAAACA
Ostrea edulis (European flat oyster) is the source of this 1619-nucleotide messenger RNA. Its product is annotated as proton-coupled folate transporter-like. NCBI's taxonomy places the organism in Eukaryota, Metazoa, Mollusca, Bivalvia, Ostreida, Ostreidae. The transcript has a single exon. The coding region runs from base 1 to 1491 and encodes 496 amino acids. Gene Ontology annotation, cellular component: membrane. The record is from RefSeq and is a predicted model, not a curated record. Gene Ontology annotation, biological process: transmembrane transport. Gene Ontology annotation, molecular function: transmembrane transporter activity.